AUGCACUGGCAACCAACAACCCUCCUCGCCGCAGCCCUCCUAGCGGCAUCCGGCGUCCAAGCCGGCAUCGGCUCCCUCAUAGCCGAAGGCAUAUCACGCGGCUCGCCCUCCUACCACAAGCGCAUGGAAGAGAUCAUGGGUUCCUAUCUCCUCCGGCGUGGUUUCCUCGAAGAACGACAAGACGCCUCCGCCUCCUCCGUGGGCCAAGACCCCAUCUUCACCGCCGACGGCACCCUCAACAUGACGGCGUGGAACGCGCAGGUCAACGCCGCCUGCAUUUCCAGUCUUCGACAACUGACCGUCGCGAGUAACCCGAGCGGCACCUGCGUGUGCUAUAACCUGCCGGCGCUGGAUAAUUCCACGGGAGUGUUCGAGGCGGAUCUGCGAUUAUUCAGGAUCAGCGAUGCGAGGGAUGCGUUUGCGGGGAUUGCGCCGGAGCAGGUUAGUGUUGGUGUCAGGUUCGUGGGGGCGAAUGUGAAGACUACGGAUGGGAGCGAGCCUGUUGUUGCUGCUGCGGUUGGGAGUGGAAGUGGAGGUAGUUCGUCGGCGAAGGCGUCACAGAACGCAUCUUCCAGCCAAGCUGAGACUGCUUCUUCGCCUUCUUCCGUAUCUGCCGCGAGUGUGCCAGUGGGAAGAGUAGGAGGAAGCGGCGACGGAGAGGCGGCCAACGCGCUGGCUGCUAGACAAGAUGCGGGGGAUUUGCUGCCGACGAAUGGUGAUCCAACUCUGCUACAGCAGUAUUUGUUUGUGGGGCAGAUUGAUAAGGAGAAGAUGAGUGGUGAGAUGACUAUGGCCCAACUCCAAUCCCUCCUCCUCCCCGUCGUCACCCUCUCCGCCACCACCCCUUCCGGAGGACAAGUCUCAACCAACAUCUCCUCCAACGAAGCGGCCUUUGUCGCCGGCGUCUUUUCCACGGAAGUCGUCUUGUCCGAUUUUAACAGGGCCCAGCUGGCUGUCGAAGACGAAAUUGCUCGUCUAAAGGAUGGGACUACGGCGUUUGUCCUACCGGGGGUGCAGAUCCUGAUUUUCCCCAUAGGGCUCAUCAUUACUAGUGUUUGGCUGGCGGUCUUCAUUGCUGCAUAUGGGUAUGGGACUUUUUGUAGGUAUCAGUUUGCUGUGCAGUAUCGGGAGAGGAGGGCGGUUGUGGAGAGGGGGGGGUUGGCGAGGAUUUGA
Messenger RNA from Sordaria macrospora k-hell, 1173 nucleotides. RefSeq lists its product as uncharacterized. The record is from RefSeq and is a predicted model, not a curated record. NCBI's taxonomy places the organism in Eukaryota, Fungi, Ascomycota, Sordariomycetes, Sordariales, Sordariaceae.